This is a messenger RNA of Rotaria sp. Silwood2, 582 nucleotides long. The record is from the annotation of a GenBank genome assembly. Lineage: Eukaryota; Metazoa; Rotifera; Eurotatoria; Philodinida; Philodinidae.
AUGGUCUCACAGCUUAUUUGGGCUUCUAUUCUCCUCGCAAUGAAUAUAAAACCGGUAAUACAACUGGGACGAUCAUCUGGGAUAUUAUUACAUAUAACAUCAUUACCGUCACCAUAUGGAAUUGGUGAUUUGGGUCCAGAAGCUUUUAAAUUUAUUGAUUUUUUAGUAGAAACAAAACAAAAAUUAUGGCAAAUAUUGCCUAUAUAUCAAACCAAUUCACCCUCACCUUAUUCAAGUGUAUCAGCAUUUGCAGGUCAUUCAUGGUUAAUAUCACCAGAUAAAUUAUUAGAAAGUGGUUUAAUAUCUAAAGACGACUUAAUAUCAAUUGAUCGAUCAAGAUUUAACCAAUCAUAUGUUCAUUUUCAUCAAGUAAAGAAAAACAGAGAGAAGAUACUAAAAAUAGCAUAUCUUAAUUUUAAAAAUAAUAAUUCGCAAGCAUCAGAAAUUUUAAAUGACUUUUUUCAACGUGAAAAAUAUUGGAUUGAUGAUUUUACAUUAUUUAUGUCAAUCAAAGAAAAGGUAACACAAAUUAGUCUUUUAAUGAAUUUAUUCUACUAUUGCAUAAGUAUAAUAUUUGGUUGA